AUGGCUUCGCAGCAGGAUGGAAGUCCGGUCACGCCCACACCGCUGCAGCGGCAUUCCGGCGUCGACCGGUCGUCGUUCUCCCUUCACCCACCCCGCCUGAGCAUCGGUUCAGGCCACCAUUAUCGCUUCGCCGACUUUGACGAGGGGUCCUUUUCCGAAAGUGCAGGCGUCUCGGCCGAGCAGGCCAAGCGUGCUCUGCGGGCACACCUCGCUGAGACCGAGCGACGCAUGGCCGAGGCUGGGCGCCUGGGAACUGCACUUGUUCAACAACAGAAAGAGUUGACGGAGAAGCUGCAAGAAGUCGAGACGCUGCAAGAAGAAUCCGAGUUGUCACCAGAACUCAAGAAGAAGCUCGCCGAGCUAGAGAAGGAGUAUGACGAUGUGGCCCGAGAAACCGCUCGUGCUUUCCUACCGAAGAAGCGUGUUCCUAGCAAUGAAUCUACUGACUCGCCGGAUGCGAGAGGUCGGAGAUCUUUGAGUCCUUCUAAAUACGAGACCCAUGCCUCCGGAUCGCCUAGCAAGUUGACUGUCUCGAACCGCAGACAGCGGAACCAAAACUCCAACCGGGUUCACGACAUUGAGUUCGCUGCGGAAAUUAGCACGUCGCUGAUCUCGCAGGUUCGUGGGCUGCAGGCACUUUUGGCUGAGCGGGAGGAAGAUUUGCGCGAUACAAAGCAGGACCUUGCUCGGCUGGAAGACACUGCGGAUACGAUGCGUGAGCGUAUCAAAGAACUGGACGAAGGCGAGCAUCGCUACAAAGAGGAGAACUGGAAUCUGGAAACCCGCAUCCACGACCUGGAUGCUGCCCAACGUGACGCCUCCGACAAGGAUAAAAAAAUGGCUCAGCAACUGGCGAUUCUGCAGGCCGACAAGGUCAAGACGCAGCGGGAACUCGAUGAACUGAAGGGCGUGCACGCUCGUCUGGUUGAUGAGCACGCUGCGAUCGUCAAGCUCAAUGACAUCGAACUCGGUACAGCGAAGCGGAGCAUCAUCUUGGCUGAUGGUGAAAAGGCCACGAUGCAGCGCAAGAUUGACGAACUGACAGGACUCAACCAAGAACUUGCUCGUGCCGUCUCGAUGCAGCAGCGUGUCCAAUCCGUCAUUGGCGAAGCUGUCCCUGCAAAGAGCGACGAGGACGCUGAUACUUCCAACGACCAGGGCACGCCCGAUCACUCGCCACCUGCCUCUCCAGUCAAGGGCACGCCUCGCCAUCCUGGUCUCGAGACGGAAACUUUGAAAACGUCCCUCCUCCACGCCCAACGCACUGUACAGAGUCUGCGCACCAACCUUCAUCGCGAGAAGACAGAAAAGCUUGAGCUCCGGCGCCUGCUGCAAGAGACUCGGGAUGACCUGGAACGUGUCCGCGCCGAUCCUAACACGGCUGCGGCUGCGGCUGCAGCUGCGGCAAUCAAGAAGAACCGGAAAGACGUGCGCGAGAACCAGAAGCAGUUGCGGCCUAGCCAGCUGGGCGGUCCCCGUUCAAGCCGUACAGAACUCUUCAUCAUUGCUUCGAACGACCCUGACUGGGAAGAGAUCGAGAGCGAACCGUCUCCGUCUGGCUCCGCAGCCAGGGCACGGAGACGGGGCACGGAAACCAGCGACCAGUUCGAUACGGCAAACGAGGGUGUUGUUAGCGACGCGUCAUUUGCGACUGCCAAUGAAGGAGCCGAGACGACCACCGACGCUUUCCAUACCGGCGCAGAGGACCUUUCCAGCGACGAGGAGACUAUGACGGAGACAGACCAACGUCCUCGUGGCCGAGCACUGUCUUCGAGAGGGAGCGGAUCCGUAUCUACGGCAAGAGGACCCCCAGCUCAGGAUCCCGACGCAGCCAAUCAAAGCACCGCCUCAACCUCUGAUGAUGAAUUCAAGUCGCCUAGGACGCCAACUGCCUCGACAUCUGGUAGCACGUCGCACAUGCGGACGCGCUCCAGCCGCAGCACGCUAGCUUCGCACCGCAUACGUCGUAUGGCUAGCAUCGAGGACCCCGGCAGUAGCCCUGCUGGUCUUCAGGCCAGUCCGUUCAGUGCUACUGGGUCUCCUGGUGUCGGCCUGGGCCUGAACUCAAUUAACAGCACGCCACGGGUUAUCGGUCUGCAACAGAGCCUGUUUGCCGAGCUGGAGGAGCUGAACGAGAACAGCGAUGAAGACAUGGCCAGCGAAGGGACACCGAUUCGCUUCCGCAGCCCACGGUCUCUGACGCCAUCUGCAAUUGCCAGGACCAGGAGCACCAGCAAUCUGUUCCGCGGUCGGUCUCCGCUGGCCCAAGUUCUGUCUACUUCAAAGGUCGUUAUGGUAGACCGGGCUACUCUCACGGAUUCCGUCACGAUUUUGCCCUGGUCUGAGGAGGAAGAGAGACAGGAACAGCUGGGCGGCCUGGCACCUGAAUCGCGGCCGACCUCUUUCCUGUCUGACAUCAGCAUGGGCGAGCGGCUGAAAGAGUUCCCCUCACCUCCAUUGACGUCCGUACGCGGUCUCGCCCUGUCUCCUAUUAUUCUUUCGCCGCCACCAUCGAAGCCAAUCGAAGUCGGCCAGAAGACGGAGGAUGACAGUGGAGAGCUUCAGGCUGUCGGGGAACCACCUCUGGAGCUGGCGAUGUCUGUCAUUGUUUCGGUUCCAAUUGAGCCAGUGGCAGAGCCAGUGAUUCCUCCGUCCCCCAUCAUCCUCGCCCUGUCCUCUGUUCUGGCAGAACAUGUUGUGCCCCUCAGUCCAUCAGAGCCGGAGCCCCCUGUCUUCACCUCAUCAGCUCUUCAUGCUGUUAAUGUCAGUCCUAUCGAGACGGAAGUUCCCGAACCGCCUACAUUUUCACUGUCGGUUGUGCUGGUGGAGCAGGUUGAGCCCAUCUCGGAGCCCGAGCCGGAGGAAGCUGUGCCAGUUCCCAUGGAACCGUUUUCAUUCACAGCUAUGCAGUCGCAGUAUGUGGAGCCGAUCGCUGAGCCAGAGCCAGCGCCACCAGUCUGGGAACCAUUCUCCGUCUCAACCGUUCAGUCACAGUACGUCGAGCCGAUUGCAGAGCCAGAGAAAGCUUUGCCGCCGGUGGAGCCGUUUGCAGUUUCGGGGUUGUUGUCACAGCACAUUGAGCCAGUCUCUGAGCCGGAGCGAGCCCUGCCCCCUCUGGAGCCAUUCUCGUUCUCGGCGGUCCAGGUGCAGCACGUUCAGCCAGUGUCUGAGCCUGAGCCAGUGCGAGCACUGCCUGUUCCAGAGCCGUUCUCUUUCUCCGAUGUGCAGACGCAGCAAGUCGAGCCGAUUUCAGAGCCAGAAAAGGCUCUGCCUAUUGCGGAGCCGUUCUCGGUUUCCGGAGUCUUGUCGCAGCACGUCGAGCCAAUCUCCGAACCAGAGCGCGAGGUGGUUCCGUUGGAACCAUUUUCUUACACAGGUGUGCAGUCGCAGGAAAUCCAGCCUGUAUCCGAACCAGAACCACCAGUCCUGCCGCCACCGUCACUUUCCGUGUCUGCGGUGCAAGUCGAAGAUGUCGAACCGGUGUCUGUCCCCGAAGAGCCGCUUCCAAAAAUGGCCGUGUCCGGCGUCUUCUCUCAGGACGUCGAGCCUGAUGUCAUUGCGGAAAGCGAGGAUGAGAAGAAAGAUCUGGUGGCUGUGGCUGCUCCUCUGGUGUCUGUCAACUCCAUUGGAACGCAGACGGACGAAUGGAAGCCUGUGCUUCUUCCUGGGGCUAUCGCUACUCUCGGUGCUGCGGCAGUGGCUGGCGGCGUAUUUACUGGCCACGAAGUCGGCUCUGUGAUCUCUGACGGACAGCGGAGCCCUAAGAGGAACGCUUUCAUCAUACCCCGCGAUGGCGACGAGCUUUCGACCGCGACGAGUUCGCCGGAAUCUCGCCAGGCGCCAACAACGCCGAGCAAGUCUGCUCGUGGUCCCCUUAUUGGGGGUUGGUCUAAGCACACUGGUCCUCCCACUCCAGUUAUCGCAGAAGACGAGACGCAGCAGUCGCCGAGCACUGAUUAUCUGUCGGAGACGCCAGAGUCUGACCGUGUUUUCAAGGAGAUUUCAGCCAACGCGAACUCUGGGAAUGUCGUGCGCAGUAUCGCCGCCGAGGAGCCUGUCCGUUCUCUGGAGGCCAUUGGUGCUACGCCAUAUGUUGGCAGCAAACCGGCGAAGCAGUCUUUUGCUGUCGGCGCGAUGGGGCAGAAUGUCCUGGAAGAUGGCACGGGCAGUUCUAUCAAACGCGGCAAGGCUAUCGAUGCAACUGGUAGUGCGGCUCUGCAUCGGCCUGGCUCUGCAACGAGCAACCGGCUCUCGACGGACUUUUUGCCCCCGCUACCAGCCAACCACAGAGAGGUGAUCGAGGCUGCCCGGAGCGGUUCUGCCGGCUCUAUGGGAAGCAGCGGGCCUGCUGCUGUCGCCGCGCCUGGUGGCAUGGCAACAUGGCGGGCACAGACGCCGACAGGAGCAGCUGCACGGGAGUUCCAUUAUGCGCACUAUACCGGGACACCGACUCCGAAGGCCAACGUUCGCAACGGUGCGGCCGGCGUGGGCGAGCUGCACGCGCCGUCGCGGCCUUCGUCUCGUAUGAACGCAAGCAACGCCGGUGGAAGUGUUGUACCAGGGGCGAUGGGCUCGCUCAGCCGGCAGACAUCCGUGUCGUCGUUCGCGUCGGAAGUCAAUGCUCGGUUCAACAUACACGACGGUGACGUCUUCGGAAGUGGGGCUUCUAGUCACAUUGACCCGCGCAUGAUCCAGGCUAUCACCCAGACCAUGAUAGGCGAGUAUCUGUGGAAGUACACGCGUAAGACUGGGCGCUCGGGCAUGUCUGAGAAACGGCAUCGUCGGUACUUUUGGAUCCACCCCUACACGCGGAUGCUCUACUGGAGCGAUCAGGGACCGUCUGCCGACAGCCGCGUGGAGCAACGGGCGAAGAGCGUCGUUAUCGAGGGCGUGCGCGUUGUGACAGACGACAACCCGAUGCCUCCUGGCCUGCACCGGAAGAGCCUUGUGGUGAUCUCACCCGGCCGCACGAUCAAGUUCACGUGCAGCACUGGUCACGGCCACGAGGUCUGGUUCAACGCGCUGUCUUAUCUGCUCCUGCGUAAGGAGGAAGGGGCAGAGGACGAGGGCAUGACGGCCAACGGGGAGCAGAUCACGCGGGAGGACGUGGAGGAGUUCAACCCUGCGUUUGGGCACCGUGCAGGCGCCAGCUCUGCCCAAGCCCGGCGUCAGCCGCCCGUGUCGCUGUCGUCGUAUAACUCGCGGACGACGCACAACGAGUCACCUGCGUUUGGGAUGACGAUGAACGUGCCGACGUUGACGCCGACGCCGAAGAAGAACACGAAUGGCCGGUUUAGCAUACGCAGCCACCGGCAGAGCAACAACGUGCCGCAAGAAAGCGGGAUAUACGAGGCCAGCGAGGUCAACGACAGCGCCGAAGAUGCUCGUGCUCUCUUUGUGGCCCAGGACCGGGAAGCUGGCCGGCUCGAGAACGUGCGGGCCUGUUGUGAUGGCAAACACGACGUCGGCACGCUGUCGCAUAGCACGCGUCGCAACCGACACUCGCAGCAGCCCACAUCGACGAUGUCAACGCCCACUCAUAGUACCGUCCGUCACCGGCCUUAG
This is a messenger RNA of Grosmannia clavigera kw1407, 5565 nucleotides long. RefSeq names its product nuclear migration protein. Lineage: Eukaryota; Fungi; Ascomycota; Sordariomycetes; Ophiostomatales; Ophiostomataceae. Gene Ontology annotation, biological process: microtubule cytoskeleton organization; establishment of mitochondrion localization; dynein-driven meiotic oscillatory nuclear movement. The record is from RefSeq and is a predicted model, not a curated record. The coding region runs from base 1 to 5565 and encodes 1854 amino acids. Gene Ontology annotation, molecular function: phospholipid binding; tubulin binding. Gene Ontology annotation, cellular component: mitochondrion; cell cortex. The transcript has 4 exons.